Molecule: messenger RNA, 3367 nt
Organism: Xiphophorus hellerii (green swordtail)
Lineage: Eukaryota; Metazoa; Chordata; Actinopteri; Cyprinodontiformes; Poeciliidae
Product: probable gluconokinase
Exons: 6
Coding region: 264-809 (181 amino acids)
Cellular component (GO): cytoplasm
Molecular function (GO): gluconokinase activity
Source: RefSeq, a predicted model, not a curated record
AAACAAGUCGCGGCCACGGUCCAAGCGCUUUCGGAGCUGCAGUAAUGCGUUCGUUGGGUUACAUUGCCUCUGCUGAGCCCUGCUGCUCGGUCGCCCUGGGGCGUUGUACCCUCUCAGAGAGUUUUACAGACACUAACAAAUAAAGUGGGCCGUUUUGUCAGCAGGGUUUCUCCGCUUAUUGUUUUGCUGCUGCUGUGACGGGAGCUACGGAAACGGCACCCGUUUAAUCACUGUAGGCUAACGGCCAGGGCGUCACAGACAGGAUGAUCUACAUCAUAAUGGGAGUCUCGGGUUGUGGAAAAACCAGUUUGGGGACAUUCCUUUCUGAAAAGCUUGGCUGGCCCUUCUAUGAAGGCGAUAACUUCCACCCGCAGGAGAACAUUGAGAAGAUGGCUCGUGGAGAACCGCUCACAGACCAGGACAGAUUUCCUUGGCUUCUCAGACUACAUGAAGUCAUUGAGAGAGAAAGGUCUUCAGGCUCAGAUGCUCUUUUAGCGUGUUCAGCUCUGAAGCGGCUCUACCGGCAGAUUCUCCUCAACGGCUCCACGGUGGUGGCACCAACCAGUAGCGCCUCACUUCCCUCCUCUCCAGAGGUCUUCUUCCUCUACCUGCAUGGCGACUACGAUCUCAUUCACCAGAGGAUGGUGGCCCGACAGGGACAUUACAUGAAGGCAGAUCUGCUGCGCUCCCAGUUUGAUAUUUUGGAGCCUCCAUCAGACGAGGAAAAUGUGCUCACCCUGGACAUCAGGAAAAGCCGGAACGAGAUGAUCCUGGAAGUAGAGAAGCACAUUGAGAGUCUGAAGUGGUGAAGUUGUAAUCGUGGCAAACGAAUGGGAACACUAUGACUCUUACCCAUUUUUUCAUGGGUAAAAUGAACUGAACUUUUGCUUUAUUGCCCUGAAAAGGCCCUCAAAUCCAUAUGUCUUAAAUGUUUCAUAUGAGUAAUAAGCAUAUUAUUUGCUACAUAUCGAUAACUCUUUUUGAUCAUUUUCCUCUUCUCUUAACCUACUUUUUUGUUUUCAUAAAAUGAAGUUCAGAAUUUAUUCCUGAGUGCUGUUAUACGUGUUUUUCUCCCCGAAAGAAAUACUAUUUUUUAUAAUCAAUUGUCUUUUUAUGGGAAUCAUCAACAUGAUAGAAGUUUACUUUAUGAUCACAUACUUGCUCACUAGGAAGUGAAUUCCUAGAAAAUGUUCUCACAAUAAGUAAAAGGAUUUGCAGUAAAACGUUUUCAAGAUUAUAAAAAGUAAAAAUGUAUGCAAAGUUAAGAUUGAAAUUAUUCAUACUCCUGGCAGAUUUAAGUUUAAAGUAAUAUUUUAAUUUUGCCAACUGGUUUCUUCUCACUGGAGGUAAUCUUAAUCUUUUUAGAGUGGCUGAAUUAAAUCUGAUUAGGAAUCUGUGAAAGGAUCUGAAGAUUAGGAUGAUGACAAGGAGCCCUUCCACUCAAACAUUUGGAGCUCAUAUAGAAAAAAAUCCGCCUCUCUGCAAUUAUAAGGAAAGUUUGAUUUGCUGUAAUGCCUAUAAAGAUUUUGCCUUUGAUUAUUGAGAAGGGUAUAAAAUAUUACACAUUUAUUUUUUAUUAUAUGCAAAUAAAAACAGUUGUUUUAUUCUUUUGGGUAUGCCUGCUCCACUUCCUACCAGAAACAAACUUCUUGGUUGAAUGAAUGUUAAAUCUAUAAGUUGUCUGAAACGUUCCAGGUUUAGCUGGAGGGAUUCUCGGCUUUGCAGCAGGUUCAGCCUCAGGCGUCUCUCUGUAGACUUGGCGCCCCUGAUUUGGGGGAUUUUGCUGCCGUUUUUCUAAAGCUCAGUCUGGUUUGAAAGAAACACUCUACCUUAGACGAGCGCUGAGAAGCUUUACUCUACUUUUACUUCAGGAUAACAUCCUAAUCUGUGUCCGUGGGUUAAAGCUGAGAAAUAAUAACACUUCAAAGUUUUUCUCCUUCCGCCUAAAAUAGGAAGUCUUUGUUGUUUUGUCCAGUUAAAAUGUCUGAAACCUCAAAAGAUCUGAAUCAAAUCAAACCUGUUGUGGUUUAAUUCUUACAGAUUCCAUAUAUUUUAAGGUUUUUAGAGAAGUUUAGAGGUUCUUGACCAUUUUGUUAAUAACAAUGUAGAAGUUCACACUUGCGUGAUGGAACAUCAUUAAAUAUAGGUCUCUACUAGACAUCUUAUUUAAAUUAUUUGAUCAAAAUUUUAAAAAAUUACACAACAUUGGUUUUAAAAUAUACAUUUUAGAGUUAAUUAAAUUAAACAUCAAAUCUGUUCUCAGAAUGUUAGAAAAUGAAAUCUCAAAUAUUCGUUCUAAUUUCCACUGGAAAGUGUUUGAAAUACACAGCAAGUUCAUUUUCCAUCUUUGCAUCUUUUAUGGGUCAACAUCAAAAAGCAGCAACCAAAUUUUAAAGGUGCAUUCCUCACAUUUAAUAAGACCAAAGAUGACUGCUGAUUCAAAAUAAGCACACAAGUGGAAGGCAAGUUUCACUCUUCUCGCUACCUUGCAGGGCAAAGCAGGUCGAAUCUUUGUAACGUCAUUUGUCAGGUCUGUUGGUAUCUUCAGAAGACACUCUGAGCGAGAGAGCGCUCCACUCCAUACUGAAGAGCUGUUUCUGUGCCAUGACUCAUCUUCAAACCUCAACUUGAAUAUUUUUGGAGCUUCUAAUCCAGAAAACCCCCUCAGCUACUCCCAUAUCUCUCACCCUCACACAGCUGGAGAUUAAACCCCCUCCGUCUGGCAGCCACAGAGAAACUCAGGCAGGUUGUCAAGUCGAGAACACACACACACACACACACACACACACACGUUUAACGUGUCGAGAACGCCUCAUGCUUGUCAGGAAGCUGAAGAUCUCAGAGUGACUCUUGCACAUUUAGGAUACACUUUAGGUAGACAAGGUAAACAAAAUAAGGUUGCUUCUAAAGGUGGCAUUAAAAUGUAAAUUUUUUGUUUAUUUAACCAUUUAAACUGUAAAGUAAUUGAUUUCUAAGUUAAGCAUUGCAGAUAAAUAUGAAGAUAUGAAUUAACCUGCAGUGCUGUUUAAAUCCCAGACCAAAGAAAACAAAACAAAACAAAAAGGAAAACAAAACUGCCCUCUAGUGUUUAAAGUUAGAAAGAAGGUUUUCCUAUCUGUAGAGAUCACAAGCUCAUUAAAAGUAGAUAUUUUCUGGAGCCUUUUCGGAGGCCAGACACAAAAGUUACUGCAGGUAUUUUGAGAACAUGUAAACAACUGAAACAAAGUCACAGAGCUACCAUAAUACAUUUAUUUGUUUGGUUUUGUGUGACUGAUUAAAACAUUAAAAUCAACCAUAAAACAGCAAAAUACAUCUCUCUUUUUGGAAGAAAAAAAAAAAACAGAGACGUUUUUCUGGAAAUAACCCC